This is a messenger RNA of Daphnia carinata, 1145 nucleotides long. Its product is annotated as protein Star-like. Bases 130 to 1077 code for a protein of 315 amino acids. Lineage: Eukaryota; Metazoa; Arthropoda; Branchiopoda; Diplostraca; Daphniidae. The record is from RefSeq and is a predicted model, not a curated record. The transcript is spliced from 6 exons. Gene Ontology annotation, molecular function: S-adenosylmethionine-dependent methyltransferase activity.
UGUUGCAGUCGUGGCUUGAAAUCCAACUUGGUUGCUGUUCCGUGCUCCUCUUCCAGCAGCUUUUCAGAGAUUAUGUGUGAAUUUCAUUGAUAUUCAAAUUUUGUGCCUGCAUUUUCUUCUUCAACAAGGAUGACGUUCAUCAGCUUCAGAGGAAUUCGGAUUUUUGUGGCUCGUCGAAAAUCAUCUAUUUUAUUAUGCAUUGGACUAUUUUUCUUUUUCUUUUUGAUUCACGAAAAUAAAGGCGGAAAAUCUUCAAAUACUAAAACAACCAAGUACAAUUUACUGGAAGAGACCAAACAAUCUCAACACGUCAAAGAAUGCACCCUAGAAUAUGCCAACACCCAUCGGUUGCAACAAGAUCAUCCAUGUGUACUAGAUCUCAUUCGACAGCGAUAUUUGAAAAAACCCUGGGGACCAGAAGUCCCACUAGAUUUACACAAUCCACAAACAGCCGAUCCAUCUGCUGGUCAAGCCAAAGCAGUUAUGAGAAUAUUACGCAACCAAAGGAAUGGCUUCUUUGUGGAAUGUGGUGCCUCAGAUGGGGAAUUCUUGUCAAAUACGCUUUACAUGGAACGAUACAAAAAUUGGACAGGACUUUUGAUCGAACCGGACCGUGGAUCGUACGAUUCUCUGUUGACCCGUAAAAGAAAAGCAACGCAUGUUCCUGCUUGUCUCAGUUUGGAAACUUACCCUACUGAAGUCUCUUUCAAAUCAGUUUUCCAAGUUGGAAGCAUCCAAGAAAAGUCUUCCUGGUUUGGAAACGAUCAACUAAUAACAGUACAAUGUUUUCCAUUCUAUUCGUUUCUUCUAGCCUAUGGGCGGACUUCUGUGGAUUUUUUCAGCCUCGAUAUCGAAGGCCAUGAGCUUAAAGUACUUAAAACGAUACCCUGGCACAAAGUUGAUAUUAAGACGAUAGUGGUUGAGUGGGAACACGUAGACGAAGGCGAGGAAGCUAUAGUGAAAUUCAUGGAAGAAAGUGGGUUUGUCAAUUUUGGCAAGAUUGCAACACCAUAUGCCCGUGACAUUGUUUUCGUGAAAGACUUCCUGAGUGAUUUGCGAUACGACUAUGACGACUGAAUAUUACGUAGCCGAAUGUUAUGUUUGGGCAGCAGUUGGACGCGAAUACAAAUUGAAAUUACUGCCAA